CUGCUUGUCGUCGGUCUAGCCGUGGCUGUUUCAGCCUACGAGCCCAUCGACAAUGACUACCACAACACCAUAGGUGUUUAUGAAGCUGCUCGUAUCAAACAAGCCGAAGAAUCAGCUGAUUUCGAUGGCAGCAGGAUCACAGGAGGAAACUUCGCGUCCCUUGGUCAAUUCCCUUACCAAGCUGGUUUAGUCAUCGCGUUGGUUGACGGCAGACAAUCAGUUUGCGGUGCUUCUCUCAUCAGCAACACCAGAUUAGUUACGGGCUGCUCACUGCUGGGUUACCACUACCGCGCAAGCUCGUCAAUUCACCGUUGUUCUUUGGCUCAAUCCAGCUUUAUUCCCGGUGGUACUCGUAUUCAACACCAGCAAUGUCCGCCUGCACCCAAGUUACAAUAUAUAACAUUAGGAAUAUUGGUCUCGCUAGUGGAAGCAACCAAUAUGUUGGAUCUUGGGCGACUGCAUCUGGAUUCGGUCGUUAUGCUGACGGUUCUGGUGUUUCUACAAGCCUCAGACACGUUAAACUUGCAAGUCAUCACCAAUGACGUAUGCAGACGUACUUAUGGAAGCAUCAUCCUAGCUUCCAACAUUUGUGUCGCUACUCCCAACGGACGCAGUACCUGUGGAGGAGACUCUGGCGGUCCCCCUGGCUAUUAG
Messenger RNA from Danaus chrysippus (African queen), 654 nucleotides. NCBI's taxonomy places the organism in Eukaryota, Metazoa, Arthropoda, Insecta, Lepidoptera, Nymphalidae. The record is from the annotation of a GenBank genome assembly.